Molecule: messenger RNA, 696 nt
Organism: Exophiala spinifera
Lineage: Eukaryota; Fungi; Ascomycota; Eurotiomycetes; Chaetothyriales; Herpotrichiellaceae
Exons: 3
Coding region: 1-696 (231 amino acids)
Molecular function (GO): acetyltransferase activity
Source: RefSeq, a predicted model, not a curated record
AUGGCGGCCACCGAGAAAGACGAGGAGCUCAUCCAGAUCGCCAAAGGUCUCGAGCACAUCCCAUGGUGCGACGACUAUGAGCGAAUGAUAUCGGGCAUGCUAUAUAAAUCUUUCGCCCCCGAACUUGAAGCUUCCCGGUGGCGAGCCAGAAAGUGGUAUCAUCGGUACAACACUCAGUUUCCGGGGCUCGAUGACCCAAAUUCAACCAUGCAGCAGGGUGCCCAGGCGCGGUUUCAGAUGCUCAAAGAGAUCCUGGGCCGUGUGGGCGAGGACUCGUACAUUGAGCCUCCGUUCUAUUUGGACUACGGGUGCAAUGUCUUGCUCGGGGAGAGGUUUUACGCCGGCGUCAAUCUUACAAUCCUCGACUGCUCGAUCGUGACAAUUGGUGACCGCGUCAUGGUCGGGCCAUUCGUGAGCAUUUUCGCGGCGACGCACGAGGUCGACGUCGCUUCACGUCGGGAGAACGUCGAGUUUGCGCGAACGGUCACGAUCGGCGAUGACUGCUGGAUCGGUGGGCAGACUGUCAUUUUACCUGGCGUGACGAUAGGGAAAGGGUGUACGAUCGGCGCCGGCAGCGUCGUGACUCGAGAUAUCCCGGACUGGAGCGUGGCUAUAGGGUCUCCGGCGAAGGUCGUCAAGACGGUCACGGCGCUGGAAGAUAUGAAAGAUGAGAGAGCGAGUUUUGCGGCGAAAUAG